AGGGACCCGCAGGGGAGGGGGAGCCGCAGGGGGCGCUCCUGGCACCCCGAUCCCCCCGGAGCCUGGCACAGCAAACCCUCGCCCCCCCCGCCCAAGCCAGCCGGGCGCUGGCAUGUGGCAGGCGGGGACAGGCAGCGCGUGCCGCCCGCAGCCCGCCCGCAGCCCGUGAGGAAGGCUCCUCUCCAUCGCCGCUGCCGCCUCCCUGCCCGCCGGCUCCGGGCUCUGCAGCAGCGCUCGCUCCCUCGCAGGCGGCGGCGGCUCCCCGCCCUCCAAGAUGCCCGAGCGGCGGCUGCCCGCACCGCCACGCUCCUCGGCCGGCUGAGGGAGCCGCGGGGGCAGCCCGCGCUGCGGCCCUUGCAGCCCGGUUCCCCGCCGCUCCUAUGGAGCCGCGGCUGGGCAGGCACCGGACGCCUCAGGCGAGCUGGUGGCACGCACGGGUUGCAGAGUGUCAAGCUGAUCAGCAUUCAAGUGGCGAUGAGUGAGCAAAGUGAAGUGAGAGAGGCGCGUGCAACUGGCAGUGGAAGCUGAGGAUGGUGCAUGGGGAGAGAGAGAGAGAAAGAGAGAGAGAGAUGGGAAGAAGCUGUUUGUGUUGCCUUGGGAUUUUUCCACUUUGAAACCUACCAGGACCAGUUGCUACGAAGCAUGAAGCAGGUGGUGAUGGCUAUGAUGAUGAGGAAAGGCUGUUUCUAAAUGACUGGGCUGCAGCUCCCUCAGAACACAAGCAACAAAUGGCAGCGGGUUGUGGCCGGGCUGCAGCAGCAGCAACUGCAACUCCCAGGUUUAUUUUUAAGAAGAACACUGACCAUGAGGAAGUCCACUUGUUAGUCCAUUUUUGCUAAUUCUGCUGAAGAAAAUGAAGCUACGCUUUGGCUGUACAGAAUCCUUUACCACCACUGUUGGGUAAAUGAGAAAUGGUCGUGUGAUUAUGCUGACAUCCCAGCAUGCAUUUGGUAGACCUGUGGUUAACUCGUUCCCUCUCCAUGUGUCUACUCUUACAAAGUUUUGUCCUCAUGAUACUGUGCUUUCAUUCUGCCAGUAUGUGCCCAAAAGGCUGCCUUUGUUCUCAUUCUGGAGGUUUAAAUGUCAGUUGUAGCAAUGCAAAUCUCAAGGAAAUACCCAGAGAUCUUCCUCCUGAAACAGUCUUACUUUAUUUGGACUCCAAUCAGAUAACGUCAAUCCCAAAUGAAAUUUUUAAGGACUUGCAUCAACUGAGAGUUCUCAAUUUAUCCAAAAAUGGUAUUGAAUUUAUAGAUGAACAUGCCUUUAAAGGAGUGGCAGAAACCUUGCAGACUUUGGACUUGUCUGACAACCGGAUUCAAAGUGUGCACAAAAAUGCUUUCAAUAACUUAAAGGCCAGAGCCAGAAUUGCAAACAAUCCUUGGCACUGUGACUGUACUCUGCAGCAGGUCCUGAGGAGCAUGGCAUCCAACCAUGAAACAGCCAACAAUGUCAUCUGUAAGACUUCUGUGUUAGAUGAACAUGCUGGGAGACCGUUCCUCAAUGCUGCCAAUGAUGCAGAUCUUUGUAACCUUCCUAAAAAGACUACUGAUUAUGCCAUGCUAGUCACCAUGUUUGGCUGGUUCACCAUGGUGAUAUCCUAUGUUGUUUAUUAUGUUCGGCAAAAUCAAGAGGAUGCAAGAAGACACCUUGAGUACUUGAAAUCCCUGCCAAGCAGGCAAAAGAAACCAGAAGAAGCUGAUGACAUUAGCACUGUGGUAUAGUAUCCUGAAUACAACUGACUUUGAGAUGGCAAUUAGAUUUGGAUGGCACUAAAACCAGAGGUUUACUUCUAACAUUCAUUGUAAACAUUUAAGACUUUUUUUUUCAGUUUAACUGAAUUAUGCCACUGUUGAUCUUUCUAACAAAGGUUUUUGUUUGGGUAGUAUAGCUUAAUUGCUUCUCUGGUGGUAUUCUAAAGUAAGUAAACUAAUAUGUAAACAUUAGUUAGACCCAUUUAAUAACAAAAUUUAUUUUUUUAAUUUAAAACCGAAUAAAAGCUUAACUUUGAACCAUGUUAAACAGAGUAAUUUAUUGAUCAGAAAUCUGUCUAGUGACUAAACCUGUUUGGUUUGUCAAUAUUAAUAAGAUUAAAAAUAGCAGUAAUACUGUGAGUCAUAACACUCAUAAAAUCUCGGGAACUCCAGUUCACAGCCAGGGGCUGCUCUUGAUUUACUCGGAGGAAAUCAAAUGAAGAGCUGAUGAAUAGUAGCCCUUUUGUUGUUCCCCUUUCAAAAGGAAAGGGGAAUGGAGGUGGGGAGAGCAGGUAGACAGUAAGUUCCUGUGGGUUUAAGAAACGGAAGAUAUGAUGUGCUCUGAAUAGCACUUCAACUGAGCUAAGGAGCAGCAGCCGUGAGGAAGCCUGCACUUCAGGAUGCCACAGCCAAUUGGACAGAUAUGUGUUGGAUUGAAACCCAAAGAAGAGGACCCAGCAUGCAGCACAAACAGAAGUCUGUGAAAGGACAUAUACAACCUCGCCUGAGGAUUUGGAGAAGCGUUUCCUACUAGCAGACCUGAUGGAGCUGCUCCUAGCGAACAUUUGACAGUGGUUCCUAACUCUUUUUUUUUUUUUUAACUGCACUGGUUUACCAGACUGAGCCCUCAGCUCUUCUAUCCUCUCGUUCAAUUGUGUGUGCUCUAACAAUGCAACUUGUCUUACGAUCAUGAGACUGGGAACCAGGCAGCCUCAAACGUGGAAAUUCAGAUCCCAUCUAGGCCGCAGGAUUCUAUGAUGGCAGGAGAAGUGGUGAAAUAAUGUAAGCCACGUAAGUGAAUGUUCAGCAAUUAUGGGGGAAAAGGGAUUUUUAGUCAGACUGUUUUAUACUUCGGGGUUUGUUUUUAGCAUCUAUUUUCCUUCAAUGACUAAUUGACAUAUUUGAUAAAGGAGCCCUAUGUUAAAGAUUCAACACCCUUUCUCCUUCAGUUAAAAACUCAAAAUAAACGUCCCAGAGCCCUCCCAGUGGUUCUUCAGCAAAACCAGGGAAGACCAAAGUCUCUCUGAUAGUUCUAAAUGUAAAUAACAAUCAGGAAUUUUUUUAAAAAAUAUCACUCACUUUAUACGUCAUAAAAGAGGGGAAAGGACACAAUUCCCACUUUUAAAGAAAUUCUUUGCAGGUCAGCUUUCAGGAAGGCAUGUUUUGUGUAGAAGGUUUUUCUAUUGAACAUAUGUUUGCCUGAAGUCCCAACCAUUUCAAGCUGAUCUGAAUUGCAGCUCUAAGUCUCUGUAUUAGGACCAGAUUUACAGUACCUCAAUCAAACUUUGAUUGAGGUAUUGUAAAUCUGGUCCUAAUACAGAGCCUUAUAGAGGGAUUACUCAAAUCAGCUUGAAACUGAUGGGAAUUAAAAACCUGGGUUAGAGAACUUCAGAUUGUCUAAAUUAAGUCUUUGAAAAUGAAUACAUAAAUGCAGACGUGCAGUAAUCAAAAGAUUUAAAUGAAAAAGAAACAUUUCAGUUUUCACACUGCAUCAUGUUUUAGGUAUUUCCAAAUUAUUUUAGAAACAAUGAAGAAAACCUGAAGACUUCUAACCCUAGUUUUGAGAUUCAUUAUCAUAUAUUAUAAGGAAAAAAGUAGUCCCUUGUCAAUGUAACAUUUGCAGUGGGAAGUGAAGCCACUUAAAAUGUGGUAUACUUUUUUAUGGCUACCCUACAUUUUAAAAAUAUUAAGUCUGAUAGGGAAAGUGGGGCUUGCCCAAGAAGCCUUCUCCACCAUUUGCAAUGUGCUGGCAAAGCAUGAUCACAAUCACAGUCUCUGCUUUUAGGGGCACUUGAGGGCUGCUCCUUACCUGCACUGACGGGAGCUCAUAUCACACUAAAGCAGGCAGGGAGAUAGCAAAGCCCCAGCUCUGUUUCCCCUCUUCAUCAGUUCAGUGCAACCAGAGGAGUAGAGUCUACCAGUGUAAGGGGAUGGGUGGGGUGGGAGGUCCAGCCCUUGCAAUCUCUCUGCACACCAGGGAGCAAGGCUUUGUGCAGUUUGUUCAGUCUAGCCAAUUGUUAGCUUCCACACAGUGAACCCCUGUCGGGUUCUAUAAUAACCAGUCAUAUUGUACUUUAUUAUGGAGAUCAUAUUUUUUCCCUCUGUCAGUCCCUGUCUUCAGGGAUUGAAAGUAGAAUCUGAAGCCCUUGGACUAAGUGUAGUGCAGAUCAUUGCUGGAGAGCUGUCAAGAAUUCCCAUCAGAGGCUAAGCUUGUAGCAUGUUUUGCAUGCAAUCAAAAACAGCUAUUGCACAUCACCGGAUAUUUUGUAUGCUCUUCAGAGCACUGUCUCCAUCUGUGUUUGGAAAGCGUUUUGUGCGCUUUGGAUGCUACCGCAUUCUAAACAAUGUACACAUGUUAAUGGUGCCAGUUGGUUGCUACAUUUGGGAGCAGCUGAACAAGUGCCUUCUGCAAUGCUUUCUUCUCACAGAAAGCCGCAGGUGUGGGCGGGCUGUAGGACCCAGAAGCUAUGACAGUUUGGCCACUUAUUUAACUGCCUAAAUAUGGGUUUUGAUGUCUUAUAUGGGGUAGUACGGUUUGAAAAUGAGGGUCUCAUACAUAUUCUAAAGGAAGGUACAUUAGAUGUUUUGAGAGAAACAAGGUGGGUGAGGCAAUAUCUUGUAUUGGACCAACUUCUGCUGGUGAGAGAGAGAAACUUUUGAGCUUCCACAGAGCUCUCCAGGUCUCUGCCAACAACACUGCAUACCUUAGAUGCCUGACAGACAAAUCAAGUAGUAUCACACUAGAGAUGUCUAACAUUUUUUAAAAGAUUUCAGUUGUGCCCUUUGAAUCCAGCAGGAAGUUUCACUGACGUAUUUGUAAACUUUGCACAUCUCACAAGCCCGCAAACAUAUGCGGAAUGACUUGGUGCCAUCUCACAGAGAAACAAACUUGUAAGGGGCGUUUGCUGCCUCUGAAGUGGAGCAGGUGAGGUGCCAUCUCCUCUUCUCCAUUCCAUGCAGUCAACUGUGGGGGAAAUAGGGGUGGGGGGAAAUCAAGGAGCGAGGUCAGAAAGCACAUUCAACAGCAGGUCACAGGUAGAAAUGUAUUGGUCUGACUGUACUCCACUGUAGCAGUAAAGUACUCAUUUCAGUGGAAUGGCCAGCCCCCUGGACUGUAUGCAAUCACCUGAGCACGGCCAGUGCUGGGAAUGUAUGUUGUGGGUGCACUAGGCCAUUCCAAUACUGUAAUUAGAGCAUCAUUACCUAGUGUGGAUUCAGUAUUCUACAUAGAAAAGGAUACAGUCAGUGUACAUGGAAUGAGUGCUGUUCUGAAUAGGUUCUAAAGAUAUUUUACCAUAGAAAGCUGGAAGCUCAUUCUAGUUUUUUAUUAAUGUGUUUGGGAUUUUAUUUUUAUCUUGGUUUUUUUUAAGUACAUUAACACCUCCUCUCCUCUUUUAUUUAUUUAUUUAUUUUAGUUAAAAAUUGAUUUCCUAACAUCAUGCUAUGCAUAACUGCAUCUUAAACAAAUGAAAGGAAUUAGCCUCAUCAAGACCAGAAGGGCCCAUUAUGAUCACCUAGUUCAGUGGUUCUCAAACCUUUGUACUAGUGACCCCUGUCACACAGCAAGCCUCUGAGUGUGGCUCCCCUUAUACAUUAAAAAUACUUUUAUAUAUAUAUAUUUUACACUGUUAUAAAUGCUGGAGGUGAAGCAAGGUUUGGGGUGGAGCUUGACAGUUCGCGACCCCCCACAUAAUAACCUUGUGACGCCCUGAGGGGUCAUGACCCCCAGUUUGAGAAUCCCAUACCUAGUCUGACCUCCUGCACAUUGCAAGACACAGAACCUCACCCACCCACUCCUGUGAUAAACCCCUAACCUCUGGCUAAUAAAUCAUGAGUUGAAGACUUCAAUAAAGAACUUAAAGUUACAGAAAAGCCACCGUUUAAACCUGAAAGUGACCUGUGCCCCAUGCUGCAAAAAAUGACUUAAAAUCCCAGGGUUUUUGCCAAUCUGACCGAGGGGAAAUGCCUUCAACCCCAAAUACGGCAACCAGUUAGAUUCUGAGCAUGUGGGCAAGACCUACCAGACAGAAUUAAAUAUUUCCAACUCAUGGGUGUUGUUUGUAAUGCUUCCAGUACAUUGAUACCUGUACAAGAGAACACCCUAGCCAUCAAUCAAAUCUCCUGUUUUCAGAAACCACCCCGAAACAUACUGAGUGCAAUUCUACUCCAUGUUUAUUAAUCCACCUUUGUUCGGCAACCUAUUUGUGUCAGUCCCUUGUCAACACUUAAGACAGAUUUACUGUCAAUAUGAAGGAAGCACAACCUGGUGAUUAUUAAAUGAUAGUAUUGUGAUUCAAGAGAUGCAGAUUCUAGUAGAACUGGGAGGAAAAUACAAAGUGUUUUGCAACCAUUUUAGUAACUUUUUUUUUGGUUGUGUUAGUUAUUGAAAUAUUAUUUUGACAAACUUUUGGCCCAGCUCUAAAUUUUAUUCUUGGCUUCACCACAAGCUGCCUCUAAUCUCAUAUCACUUCUCUAAGCCUCAGACUCCCCAUCUGUUAAAUGAGAAUAAUAAUUACACAGGCCACCGAGAUGCUGUGAGAUGUAAUUCAUUAACACUUCCAGAGCACUUUGAGAUCCUCAGAUUAUUUAUUAUUAUGUGUAUUAGUCUAACAUCAGAGGCCCCAGUCAGGACCCAGGCUCUGUUCUGCUUGGUAUUGUACAAGACAGCCUGUUCAUCAAAGAUUUUACAGUCUAGUUUCAGACAAGAUGUGGAUAUAACAGAUAAUAGGGUGCAAUGGGAGAGGGAGGACAAAAGGAAUAGUGAUAGGAACAUGUGGUGAUAUGGACCAGCUAUGUGCAUAGCUAGAUGGUUUAUAAGAUGUAACUACUCAAAUAAAAUAGGUACAAGUCAGUCCUACUGGCCAUAUCACCUGGUAAUUUCCUACUGCAACCCACAACAGAAGUGGAUCUUAAGGAGCUGGAAGAGGACAAGAUAGUGGCUUCACAGAGUAGCGCAGGAAGGGCAUUUCAUGCAAAAGGGACAGCAUGGAAGAAAGCACUAAACCAUUGGAUGAAGAGGUGGACAAACAGGUCUUAUGGAAAUUGCUACACAAAUGCAAAAGAUCAUCAUUAGUAGUAUAUUAUCCCCGUUCCAGUGGGUUUUCAUUAUAUAUCAGUUCAGAUUUAAUCUUGGUAAAUUCUUCAUUUGUUUCUCAUGAAGCAUUUUGAGUACAGCUGUGCAAAACUUAAAAAAAAUAAUGAAAAUCUUUGCUGUUAUUUAAAUAGCUCGUGCAAUAGUUGACAUUUUUCAAAAAAUUAUGAAAGCUAUUUGAACAUUUUUCAACUAGCUCAAACCUUGUUAAUCACAACUAGUUUUAUUGGUGAAGAUGCAAAUUUAAGGAGUUGUCAUUUAUGACAAAGUAUAUUGCCUUACCAUUUUUGAAAAAUAUGAUAGGGAUUUGUAUGUUGCAUUACUGCUCUUUUGGAAAACUGAUCCAUACGUUACUAACCAGUAAGACGUUUACCUUAGUUUUAUUGGAUUUUAAUCUAUACAGUUCCAAAACAGGCAGGAUGUACCAAAGGGGUGGUUUUAGCUGGUUAAAAAAUUAAUUGAAUGCCAUUUAAAGUGAUGUAACUCUUUCUGACUCUGCUAGUCCUUCAGAAAUAAUGCACUCACAUGGCUUGCAGUUAUCUUCAGGAAGGUUACUGGCAUUCAAUUUUGUGAAUAUACAUGUUUCCAAAGCCAUCAAUAAGUUUAAAUUAAACAAUGUGUAUUGGCUAUGCGCAGAAAUCAUUUCUUAGCCAGGUAGGACUGUUCCACAAUACAAGUAAAGAUCUUGUACUAUUAUGCUCUACUAAAAUAUAAAGCUUUGCAAAGACUAGGCUUAUAGGAGACUGCUCACCUGCAAAUGUGAACAAUGGACGCUGAGACACAUGAAUAGAUCUGAAGCAAGCUCCUUUAUAGGAUUUUAGAUUUAGCGACAGUGGGAGGAAAACACUUUCAACUGCAGUUAUUUUAGUACCACUUGACAAGUGGAAAGAUCCUGCUUUAAGAGAGAGUUUUAAGGCCAGAGCCUCAGCAGACUUUAAUUGGUAUUGUUCUUUUAAAGUCAAUGGAGCUAUGCUGAUUUAUAGUUGCUGAGGAUCAGAUGCUUAGUCUUUGACAAUAAGGUAAAUGAGAAUGCUGAGACUGGCUCUGUGAUAUGUAUAUAACAGCUAUUGCAUGAAAGUGGGUUGUGCUGAAAAGCUCCAGGACUGUGAUUACUUCCUUCAGUAGAUACUAAUAUUUAAGCUGAAUUGUACACAGCAUCCAAAGCUUUUAUAUGAUAAGUUUCAAAUGAAAACACAGUUUUUACUUUCAACUGCUUAGUGAAAUGUCAGCUCUUAAAGCAUAAGAUUCAACAAUGAUGUUGGCCUAGGAAAACCAGAAAGCGCUCUUCUCCUCAUACGAGUUUUCUUCCUAAUCUUGGAACAGAAAUGGAGUCAGUCUUCAUUUAUGAAACUGCUCACUGGAGUAAAUGCUCUACCAAAAGAAAAAAUUAAAGUCGCCUCAUUUUCUAUGUUUAAAAAGAUACUGUUGAAUGAAUCACUUCAGUGAAAAUUACCCAGCCUCAGCUCAGUAAUAAGUAAUGAAGAGGGGUUUUGAAACAGGAAAAAUUGAGACUAGUAUUUCACUUUACACACAUUGAAGCUAAAAUUUCAGCUUCAGUGGUUUUAGAGUUGAAGUAUGAUUUUUCACUUAGAUUUUAACUCUCACAUUUUGGUUCAUUUUUCUAUACAAUAUGUAGAAUGGCCACUGUUAAAAAUUUGCCAGUUGCCAUCAAAAACUAAAGAACAUCCCCUCAGUAGUACUGCAAAGACUGAGGUAACUAUAUUUACAGAAAAACUAGCCAAGUUUGAAGGGUGACCACUGUAACCUGAUCAGAUAUCUCUCAGGCUGAGCUCAGUUGACUUCAGUAUUUGUUCUAAUUUAGCUACUGGCAUUCCAAAAAUACACCCAUGAAGCAAAAUAUAAACAUGUCCCUUUCUUUUUUUUAGGAUUGUCUGUAACUGGGACACAGACUCUGAAUACGUGAGUUAAUUCAGAAACUGUUAAAGAAUAUAGUUGUCCAGGUGUAGUCUGCAUUUCUUAUUUCUUUUUUUAUUUUCAGUUUAUCACAACUCUGUCCACAGAGUGUAGUCCAUAACGUUAGGCGCUUUGGUGAAUGUUUUCGGACAAAUGCUAUUUUUGUCCCUGCUUACCAUAAAUAUAUGCAGCCAGAGUAAAUCACUUAAUAACACUGACGUCCAUGGAUUUACACCAACUGAAGAUCUAGCCCUCAGUGUACUUAUCUGAAUGUUUUGCUUUUGUUCUCUUCUAUUUAUAGAUCAAUUACUGAGUUUCCAUCACAUUACACAACUGAAGAGAACACCUGUCCUUUUAUUUAUAUCCUAGUCUCUUCUGAGUUCCUGUCUCUGCUGUUUUCUGGAUGCCUCUCACUGUAACUGUUUUCUGUUUCAUGCCAUUAAUUUUGACUGCAUCUCAUUACAACAUUUCCUGAUUUAACCUAAAAUCUCUGUUUAUGACCCUUAAUCCCUUUGAGAUGGUGAUCGCUGCUCCAUCAGUCAAAGGAGAUACACCGUUAGAUGGGUUGAUCAGUGCCCAGAGCAAUUUCUUAGAGAAUUAUUUGUAUUUUUAUCCUUUAAAAAUAAACAAAUGAUGAAGCACCUGUAUCAGUGUAAAACUAGACUUGUUAUCAUGGGGGUGACUAGUUUUACAUAUAUUUCUGGAGGAAUUCACAUCUGAUUUAUCAGGGAGCUAUGCGGUGAGCAGACUCUUCUUGAAACAGGAUAUCAUCCUGAUUACUAUCCUUGAACUAGCUGCACUACAUUUAAUGCUAUUAAGUUAGUUUAGUAUCAGCUGACAUAAGCCAAAUAUUUUCUGUAGGUUGGAUUUUGCCUGGCCCCUACACGCAUGCCCAGUGCUAGGGAAGUACAUAAAGAGCCUCUCCUUCUCCCACAACCCCAGCUUGUGUGUUCCAUAUAAAGACAGGCAGAAUUUACUCCAUUCAGGGGCCACACCACUCUACUCCCCUACUCUCUGUUUCCCCAGGGAAACGUACCAAAGGAGGUGAGGAGUCAGGAUAUGGCUCUGUUCCCCUUUCCCAAUCACCUGCCAGCAGAACUGGCCAGCCAUGUGAGAGGCAUGCAGUGGGGAGUAGAACAGUGGGCAUCUGACCUUCAAAGAGACUCCGCUUUGAGAAUCUGGCCCACAGUAUCAGAUUUGAACAUCUAGAACUAACACUCUCCAGUGUGCAGUGUUUGAUUAAUACCGAAACAGGAUUGUGGGGAGGUGUCUCUUUAUUAUUUAUCAUCUGACCUCUCCUCUGUUUGUUGUUUGUCUCCCAUGUUGUAGGAGGUGACUAUUCUUGUGCAUUGUAAUGUUUUUUUUUAGAGAAUUGUUUGUAUUUUUAUCCUUUAAAAAUAAACAAAUGAUGAAGCACCUGA
Messenger RNA from Caretta caretta (loggerhead turtle), 10397 nucleotides. It is a transcript of the gene LRRC3B, whose product is annotated as leucine rich repeat containing 3B. Gene Ontology annotation, cellular component: plasma membrane. NCBI's taxonomy places the organism in Eukaryota, Metazoa, Chordata, Testudines, Cheloniidae. The record is from RefSeq and is a predicted model, not a curated record. Gene Ontology annotation, molecular function: protein binding.